Octodon degus (degu) is the source of this 2117-nucleotide messenger RNA. It is a transcript of the gene Irx1, whose product is annotated as iroquois homeobox 1. Gene Ontology annotation, biological process: cell development; regulation of transcription by RNA polymerase II; neuron differentiation. Gene Ontology annotation, cellular component: nucleus. Gene Ontology annotation, molecular function: RNA polymerase II cis-regulatory region sequence-specific DNA binding; DNA-binding transcription factor activity, RNA polymerase II-specific. The coding region runs from base 87 to 1484 and encodes 465 amino acids. The transcript is spliced from 4 exons. The record is from RefSeq and is a predicted model, not a curated record. NCBI's taxonomy places the organism in Eukaryota, Metazoa, Chordata, Mammalia, Rodentia, Octodontidae.
CCCCCGCGCGGCCGGCCUGAGCCCCGGCCCGCGCCUCCACCUCCCCGCCCUUAUAGGCUCGCCGGCCGGCGCCCCAAACCGGGGACAUGUCCUUCCCGCAGCUGGGCUACCCGCAGUACCUGAGCGCCCCGGGGCCCGGCGCCUACGGCGGCGAGCGCCCGGGGGUCCUGGCCGCCGCUGCCGCUGCUGCAGCCUCGUCGGGCCGGCCCGGGGCGGCGGAGCUGGGAGCGGGCGCGGCCGCGGUCACCUCGGUGCUGGGCAUGUACGCCGCGGCGGGGCCGUACGCGGGCGCGCCCAACUACAGCGCCUUCUUGCCCUACGCCGCCGACCUCAGCCUCUUCUCGCAAAUGGGCUCGCAAUAUGAACUCAAGGACAACCCCGGGGUGCACCCUGCCACCUUUGCAGCCCACACGGCACCGGCCUAUUACCCUUACGGCCAGUUCCAGUACGGGGAUCCCGGGAGACCCAAGAACGCCACGCGCGAGAGCACCAGCACGCUCAAGGCCUGGCUGAAUGAGCACCGCAAGAACCCGUACCCCACCAAGGGAGAGAAGAUCAUGCUGGCCAUCAUCACCAAGAUGACCCUCACGCAGGUCUCUACCUGGUUCGCCAAUGCACGCCGGCGCCUCAAGAAGGAGAACAAGGUGACUUGGGGAGCGCGUAGCAAGGACCAGGAGGACGGCGCCCUCUUUGGUAGCGACACGGAAGGCGACCCCGAAAAGGCCGAGGACGACGAGGAGAUCGACCUAGAGAGCAUCGACAUCGACAAGAUCGACGAGCAUGACGGUGACCAGAGCAACGAGGACGAGGAGGACAAGGCCGAGGGGCCGCGCCCGUCCGCCACCCCCAACGCCCUGGCCCGGGAGCAGGGCUCGCCGCUGGCGGCGGCUGAUGUGCUCAAGCCCCAAGACUCGCCUCUGGGCCUGGCCAAGGAGGUCCCAGAGCCCGGCAGCACGCGUCUGCUGAGCCCGAGCACCUUGGCCGUAGGGCUGCAAGGCGCACAGCACAGUAAACCCAAGAUCUGGUCGCUGGCGGAGACCGCCACGAGUCCCGAUGGCGCACCCAAGGCGUCUCCGCCACCUCCCGCGGGCCAUCCGGUCGCGCAUGGGCCUCCCACGGGCGCGCCGCUGCAGCACCCCGCCUUCCUGCCCAGCCACGGACUGUACACCUGCCAUAUAGGCAAGUUCUCCAACUGGACCAACGGCGCGUUCCUCGCGCAGGGCUCGCUGCUGAACAUGCGCUCCUUCCUGGGGGUCGGCGCGUCCCACGCAGCGCCCCACGGGCCGCACCUGCCUGCUCCCCCGCCCCCGCCUCCGCAGCAGCCGGUCGCCGUCACCCCUGGCCCACUGCACGUCGAUAAAGCCUCUGCGCGCGCCAGCCCUGCUCUCCCAGAGAGAGACCUCGUCCCCAGGCCCGAUUCGCCGGCGCAGCAGCUAAAGUCGCCCUUCCAGCCAGUUCGGGACAAGUCUGCUCCCUGCCACUGAACUUCAGAUUCCUCCAUCACGUGUCAAAACAAGUGCAGCCUCUGUUUCCGGAAUACUGAUCAGCCCUGGUCGCCUGGACUUCACAGGUGCCUCCCGUCUGUCUGCCAGAGAAGAAAGCCUGCUCUGAUCCCCGCACUGCGAGCUUUUAUUUACCUUAUCUGUAAUAUAAUUAAUAGAUGACUGCGUGCAGAUCAAGGCCCCUUCAAAGGGCGUGAGACAGCCUCGCGCGGAACUUGCUGUUUUGAAUCAGUCCAGGACCCUAUCAAAGUUGGAGUGAUCACUUCAUGUAAAUCCUGGUGUUCUGAAUCAGUAUCUUUUAACCUGUGCACACCAUUCUUAGCUCACUGCAGUUUGAAGGCUUGGAAGGCGGGUCUCCUUUGUGUUGCACAAUUCCAUAUUCGGCCAGCAGCACCUCACGACGAUUUCUUAAAAUUAAUAUGGAGGCUGCUUACAAAGAUGUCUCUGGGCUCUCACGCCAUCCUGGGUAAGGGCACAGAGGAUCUCACAUUCUCCCUUCAGAACCGGGCUUCAGGCAGUCAGGACAGCCUCGGACACUGAGACCUAGGGGUGAGAUCGGGACCUCAACAGUGCCCAUGGCUCCUAUAAUUCCCCUUUCUUUAUUUUGGGAAAAUA